CUGCGAGAGUUCACACCUCUCACAUCAGUGCUCGGUGCAGUUCAAGAGUUUACACAGAAGUUCAUCGUUCAGAAAAGUCGCUGGGAAACUUAUCUGAAGAUGUUUUGAAGAUCGGCUGCUCGGGAAUAUACGAUCCAUGAAAGAAGAUGGGAUGUCUUUCUAUCAAAUCCGUUUGUAAAGGCACAGCGCUUCUGAUCUGUGUCAUUCUCCAGGGGUUGAAUGCGCAGACGGUUACAGCAGCUCCAGCCACUACAAGCUCUCCUUCAACUGAGUCUCAAACAUCAGCUCCUUCAAAUGUCCAAGCAGCUCCUGCCACUACAAGCUCUCCUUCAACUGAGUCUCAAACAUCAGCUCCUACAACAGCUCCUGCAACUACAAGCUCUCCUUCAACUGAGUCUCAAACAACAGCUCCUUCAACAGCUCCUGCAACUAUAAGCUCCCCUUCAACUGAGUCUCAAACAUCAGCUCCUUCAACAGCUCCUGCCACUACAAGCUCUUCUUCAACUGAGUCUCAAACAUCAAUUCCUACAACAGCCCCUGCCACUACAAGCUCUCCUUCAACUGAGUCUGAAACAUCAACUCCUUCAACCUCUGCAACUACAAGCUCUCAAACAUCAGCUACUCCAAGACCAAAUGCGAUCGAGAAUCUCACAGUAACUGAAAUCUCCUCAUCAUUUGUGCUUCUGAAAUGGGAUAAACAACUCGAAAUGGGGUCUUCCUUCAAAGUUCAAUGGACUGCUGAUGAAACAUAUGGGAAUGUAACAGUCACAGUCACAAAUGUAACAGUUGCUGGUCUGAUUGCUGGAGUCAAUUACACAUUUUGCAUCACAGUCGUUGUAGCAGAUACAUCAACAGAACCUGUCUGUAUCUCAGCAUGGACCAAACCGGAUGUGAUCAGGGAUCUUAAUGUGACUGAAAUCACAACAUCAUCUGUGUUUCUGACAUGGAAUGAACCAGCUGGAAAUAGAUCUUUCUUUCAAAUUAACUGGACUGAUGAUAAAACAUACAGCCAUGUAACAACCAAUAACCCAUGGUAUAACAUCACUGAUCUGACUGCUGGAGUCAAUUACACAUUUAUCAUCACAGCUGUUGCAGCAGAUAAAUCAACAGAAGGAGAAUCAGUGGUUACCUCAAAAUAUACUAAGCCUGACGUCAUAAUGAACCUCACAGCUGAUGAUAUUACAACAUCCUCUGUUUUACUAAACUGGACUAAACCGAAUGGUCAAAGCUUCCGUUAUCGUGUAGAAUAUGAAGAUAAGAAUGUGAUGACUGAAAACACCUCCAUCAAAAUAAAUAAUCUGACUCCCGGAGCACAGUACACAUUCAGAGUGUUUGCAGUUGCAGCUGAUCAUGUGACCGAGGGAAGAGCCAAUCAGAUUUCACUGUAUACCAAGCCAGAUGUAAUCAGGAAUUUCACUGUGUCUAAAAUCACAACAUCAUCCAUGUUUCUGACAUGGGCUGAACCAUUUGGAAAUAGAUCUUUCUUUAAACUUAACUGGACUGAUGAGAAUUUGGACUUGAACAGAAAUGCAAUGGAAACUAAUAACACUUCCUAUGACAUCACUGAUCUGACUGCUGGAGUCAAUUACACAUUCUGCAUCACUGCUGUGGCAGCAGAUCAAUCAACAGAAGGAGAAACUGUCUGCAUCUCAAACUACACCAGACCUAAUGUGGUCAGCCUCGCAGUGUCUGAAAUCACAUCAUCAUCUGUGUUUAUGACAUGGGAUGAACCAGUUGGAAAUAGAUCUUUCUUCAAAGUUCAGUGGGCUGAUGAUAAAACAGAUGCAACUACUAAUACUUCCUAUCACAUCACUGAUCUGACUGCUGGAGUCAAUUACACAUUCUGCAUCACUGCUGUGGCAGCAGAUCAAUCAACAAAAGGAGAAACUGUCUGCAUCUCACAAUUCACAAUAUAA
Molecule: messenger RNA, 1916 nt
Organism: Sinocyclocheilus anshuiensis
Lineage: Eukaryota; Metazoa; Chordata; Actinopteri; Cypriniformes; Cyprinidae
Product: receptor-type tyrosine-protein phosphatase eta-like
Exons: 15
Coding region: 147-1916 (589 amino acids)
Molecular function (GO): protein binding
Source: RefSeq, a predicted model, not a curated record